Tigriopus californicus is the source of this 750-nucleotide messenger RNA. RefSeq lists its product as uncharacterized. The record is from RefSeq and is a predicted model, not a curated record. Lineage: Eukaryota; Metazoa; Arthropoda; Copepoda; Harpacticoida; Harpacticidae. The transcript has 2 exons. The coding region runs from base 81 to 728 and encodes 215 amino acids.
AUCGGAUUUUGUACGAUAUAAGAGGACGUGCCUUGAGCUAUUACGAUCUGAAGGUUCCAGUAAAGGCUGAAGAGAAGGGAAUGUGCCUCCAAUUGAGCUCUAGAGGGACCUUAUCUAGUCGAAAUUGCUUUGAGUCACUGACAACCAUUUGUGAAAUGGAUUGUACCAACAAAGAUGAAUGUGAAAGGCCAGAUAACGAAAUGGAUCUACAUCACGGUCGCUGGUCAGCCUUUUUCUAUGAGGAAAAUGAUUCCGGAAAGCCUUUUACAGAGGCACAAGAGACAUGCCAAACUAUGAACUCAAACUUGGUCGUUCUCCAUCAACUCCGAGAUUCUUGGGGUCUGAAUUAUGUGGCCAAGAGUCAUGGAGGAGCUAAUCGAGAAGCUUACAUUGGAUUGGGCGCACUGACUGUCUCGAGCCCUUGCAGUCCUCAGGGUGGUUGUCCCGGCCUCAAAUGGUUAGAUGGCACGCCCCAUGAGCAAAAAGUGGUUCACUGGGAAACUACUACGAAUGGUUCGACCUCGGUGGAGUGCUUCAUUAUGAAGCACUUUUAUGGACCCGGCAGAGAAACCUACAAAAUAAUAGGGGUCAACGAUUGCCAUAAGAAACGGGCGUUUGUUUGCGUGAGCCAUUGUUUGAGGCAACGAUGUCCGAUUCCUCGAUUUCUGAAGAAGGCCAAGAACACGUGGACGUACUUUAAUCAUGUUGAGGGCGACAAAGUGAAGUAAGUUUUUUUGCUCUUGGUUGAGA